UCGAGCGAGCCUAAGCAGGGCAGGGCAGGGCAAUCCAAUGCAUCCCAUUCAGCAGCACACCGCGCGCUUUAAAUCCUACCUAGCCCCUCCCAUCCAUCUAGUCAUUCAUCCAUUUCUUCCUUCCCAUUCAUUGCCCAUUGCCCAUCAUUCAUUCCCCAUCCCAUCCCAUCCCAUCCGCAGCCCAGAUCCCAAAAACGCGCCCUAUAUCGCAAUUUUCGCCCUAGCAGCGCCUGCCUCCCUGGGGCGCGCCCUAAACCCCGACCCGCAACCCGCAAGCCCUAACCCCGAGUCCGACCAAAGAAAAAGAAAGAAAGAAAAAUUUAGGAAACGGGGGAGUGGUUGAUGACAAAAGAGAAUACCUAGGAAAUUACGAGCGCGCGCGCAAUCACCCCGGCGCAGAGACAAAUAAAAAAUAGAAAAAUGCUAAGAAAACAGCGGGACAGAGCCAAAGGAAACCAGAACCGCGAAACCCAUGGCAUGGGACAAGGAGCGAGGGAGAGGUCUUCGCCUUCCCAUCCCACCUAUCCCACCCAUUCCAUCCGCGACGACCCGUAGGCCGCGCGCCAUACAAGCUCGUGAGGGGGAAGAGAAAUAACGGAGUCGAACGAAAAGAAAAACGAGAAACAGCCCUUUGCAGAGCCAGCAACGAAAACGGGGAAAAAGCGAGUGCGAGACAAAUCCGGCGGCAGCGACGACAUCGACAAACUGAAAUAUGCAGGGAAUCCCAUUCCCGCGCCGUUCCUUCCUAUAACUGUGAAGCUCGCCCCCCCCCCCC
Aplosporella prunicola CBS 121167 is the source of this 775-nucleotide messenger RNA. RefSeq lists its product as uncharacterized. Lineage: Eukaryota; Fungi; Ascomycota; Dothideomycetes; Botryosphaeriales; Aplosporellaceae. The record is from RefSeq and is a predicted model, not a curated record. The transcript has a single exon. The coding region runs from base 38 to 343 and encodes 101 amino acids.